Messenger RNA from Strongylocentrotus purpuratus (purple sea urchin), 4291 nucleotides. It is a transcript of the gene upf2, whose product is annotated as regulator of nonsense transcripts 2. NCBI's taxonomy places the organism in Eukaryota, Metazoa, Echinodermata, Echinoidea, Camarodonta, Strongylocentrotidae. Gene Ontology annotation, molecular function: protein binding; RNA binding. The record is from RefSeq and is a predicted model, not a curated record. Gene Ontology annotation, cellular component: exon-exon junction complex; cytoplasm. The coding region runs from base 101 to 3427 and encodes 1108 amino acids. The transcript is spliced from 29 exons. Gene Ontology annotation, biological process: nuclear-transcribed mRNA catabolic process, nonsense-mediated decay.
CUUGAGUGAGCAGCAAAAAGAUUCCUUGACCAAAGAGUUUCAAGGUCUCAACCUGACCAAGUAUGUGGGGGAGGCUGCCAUAGCCUUCAGUGAAGCCAAGAUGAAGAUGGCCGACAUCGGUUGUGCUGUCCAUCUGUGUUCUCUCUUUCUCAAUCGCUAUGGGGAUUUCUCCUCCCAGCUGCUUCAGGGACUACAGAGGGCGCUCCCAGCUCCGUGUAAAAAGGAGGACAAGGAUAGCAAACAACAGAUUAUAUUUGAUAACAAGAUCAGAGUUGAGCUGCGCUUCCUUGCUGAGCUGAUAGUGAAUGGCGUCUUCACAGAGAAGGAAGGGUUACCUCUCCUCAAUAACCAGCUAUCUGCUAUCAUGAAAGGGGACAAGGAGAACCAUAAUUACAUCUCCAUCAUCAUCAGCUUCACCAAGCACUGUGGAGAAGAUUUUGCAGGGAUCAUUCCUAGGAAACACAAGCUCGUGGCACAGAAGUAUGAACUAGAGUUGGUAUCAAGCGAGGUCUUCUCCACCCAACUCAAGACAGCCUACUGCAAUCUCUUGAAGGACCACUAUUCAUCCCUCUCCAAGUACCUUGAAAGACAGCAUAAAGAGCUGCAGAAUAUGGAGAGACAGAACAGAAGAACACUACAGAAUAAAGGUGAGCUAAGUGAAGAGAGAAGAAAGAGACAUGAGGAGAAGCAGUCAAGUUAUCAGAAGCUUCUCAUGAAUACAUCAACAUUUGCAGACUUGUUGGAUGAAGAUAUGCCUGAUCUGCCUGUGGAAGAGCUGACCCAGACUGAGCUUGAUUUGAUGGCUAUUGACAUGAUGGGCACGGAUGGGCAGCUGACUGAGUUUGAUUGGGCUAACUCACUCUGGGAAGAUGAUGAUACUAGGACCUUUCAUGAAAACCUCAUCAAUCUGAGAUCCAUGGUUCCUGCUAUUCUGUUCAAAGAUACAGAUAACACAUCUAACCAGAGACCUGGAGAUAAGGAAGAAGACAAGCUAGAUAAGUUAGAGGAUGAUAUCAAAGCUCUGGAGAUAGAAGCAGAUGAAGAAGAAGAAGCAGCCAUUGAAGAAGGAGAAGAGACUGCAGAAGGUGUAGAAGGUGAAGAGGAAACGGUAGAAGAGGACACAGAAGGAAAGGCAGGGGAAGAGAUGGUACUGGAUGAAAUAGAAACAGCCGAAGGGGAUGACGAUGCUGAAGAGGGAGAGCAAAUCAGCAAUGCCACUCUGAAGAUGUUGAUGGAUGCUUACAUCAAUAGUCUACCACAUUGUGUGAAUAGGGAUCAUAUCGAUAAGGCUGCUGUUGAUUUCUGCCUGAAUCUGAACACCAAGUCUAAUAGGAAAAAACUCUCUAAAGCUCUCUUCAACGUACCAAGAGUUAGGUUGGACCUUCUUCCUUUCUACUCACGACUGGUAGCCACUUUGUAUGUAUGCAUGCCUGAUAUAGCAACAGACCUGGCAGAAAGACUCAAAGGAGAAUUCAGAUGGCAUGUAAGGAAGAAAGAUCAAAUGAUGGUGGAAUCCAAGAUCAAAGUGUCAAGGUUCAUUGGUGAGCUUACCAAGUUCAAGAUGUGUUCAAAGGCUGACACGCUACAGUGCCUUAAGAACCUGAUACAAGAUUUCCGUCAUCACAACAUUGACAUGGCUUGUGCCUUGCUGGAGAGCUGUGGAAGGUUCCUCUAUCGCUCCCCAGACUCUCACCUCAAGACAAAUGCUCUCCUGGAACUGAUGAUGCGAAAGAAGAGCAAGAUGCACUUGAAUGAGAGACACAGCACGAUGAUAGAGAAUGCUUUCUUCUACUGCAACCCACCAGAAGUCAUCAAGCUUGAGAGGAAAGUACGGCCUCCGAUGCACGAGUAUAUACGCAAGCUCCUCUACAAGGAUCUCUCUAAGGUAUCGGUGGAAAAGGUCUUGAAGCAGAUGAGAAAGCUACCCUGGGACAACGUACAGAUCAAGCAGUAUGCAGUGAAGUGUUUAAGCAGUGUAUGGAAUGUCAAAUACAACAACCUCCAUUGCUUGGCAAACCUAUUAGCAGGACUUGUUCUCUAUCAUGACGAUGCUGGCAUACAGGUGGUAGACGCCAUCUUGGAAGAUCUCCGCAUUGGAAUGGAGAUCAAUUACCCUAAGUACAACCAACGUCGAGUGAGUAUACUAAAGUUCUUGGGAGAGCUGUACAACUAUCGUAUGGUGGAGUCGAGCGUGAUCUUCAAGACUCUGUAUUCCCUCCUUAGGUUUGGAGUUGUUCUGGAAGAUACUGGUAGUCCCUUGGAUCCCCCUGAGCAUCUAUUUAGGAUCCGUCUAGUCUGCACCAUGCUAGAUACCUGUGGUCAGUUCUUUGACCGUGGCUCAAGCAAGAAGAAGUUGGACUGCUUCCUUGUUUACUUCCAGCAAUAUAUCUUGUACAAGCGCAGCCUGGCCUACUGGAGUGCUGAUAACCACCCGUUCCCUAUGGACGUUGAUAAUGCCAUCUCUGAUAGCAUUGAGGUUCUGCGACCCAAGAUCAAGCUCUUCAGCUCCCUGGAGGAGGCCACCAAGGAGGUGGAACAGCUGGAGAAGGACCAGAUGCAGAAGUUCUCAUCUGUCUUGCCAGAGGUUCACCUGACCAUUGUCCAGCCACCUGGGGGAGGUCAAGGGUUGAUGCCUAUCAUAGAAAGCAAUGAGGAUCAAUCUAGCUUAUCUCAAGGCAUGGAGUCUAUGUCACUGAAUGAUGACGACGAUGAAACCUCGGACGGUGAGGACGAUGGGCGCGGUCGUAGAGCAGGAGUGAACAGCGCCUCCAACAGUCAGAGUCAGAAUACAGGAGAAGAGCAAGAAGAGAUGUAUGGUGACUAUGAAGAGAGUUUAACAAUGGAUUCAGUCGGAGAGAAUGAGGAUGACGACAAUGUUACUGUGAUCACAGGAGGCCCUAAGCUAUUGGAGUGUGAUGAAGAUGAAGACUUCACUGCUGCUUUUGAUAAGAUGCUGUCCGAAAACAUUCAGCAAAGGAAUGCCGAGUCCAUGAAAGUAACUCAGCUGGACAUCGGGGUACCGCUCCACAUCAAGGCUCGGACAGCCAUCAAACCGGUGAACUUUAACCCCUUCCUCCAGCCUGUUGCAGCCGAGGAGCCAGAGGAUCCAGGCACCGUGAACUUUGUGCUGAUGACCCGGAAGGGAAACAAGCAGCAGUUCAAGGAGUUUGAGGUCCCGGUCAACUCAGAGCUAGCUGCUAACCUCAAGAACAGAGAGGAGGCAGAGAAAGCAGAGAAACAGAGAAUGAAGGAACUGACUCUCAACAUCAACGAGAGGCAGGAAGAGGAGGACUAUGAAGAAAUGUUAGCCAGUAUGCAGAGACCAGCCAUCAGUGUGCCUCCAAAUAGCAAGAAUCGUUUCCAUCAUCCCAAGGGGGCGCCAAACACCGAGCAAAUAUUCAAUGCGAAGGGAAAUAGAAAGUGGUAGAGGAAAACGUGAGAAACAGUGGAACCCGGAGAAGACAAGAUGAAGAUCCUGGAUGAGCGAUGGAGCCGCAUCGCCAUGGAUACAUCAGAUGAAGAGAAGGGGUUGAAGACGACAGUCCUUACUAGGGUAUCGCAAUCUCCUUCUGCAUUAGUCCAUCACACAGUAGAGCUAACAAUGAAAUCUCAUAGCUUACUGUCCAGUAAUUGGACCAUGUAUUGGAUUUUUUCCUGCACAAGACCCUAGCCAUCGUUCACUUGUUCUAAGAAUAAGAGUUAUACUUUGGCAAGUUGUUGGGAAAAAGGUUUCUUUUUUCCCAUGCAUAGUGAUGUUUGUUAAGGAUUUUUCAGUGAAAAGUGAAAACUAUCCAUAUCAGUCAGCUGCAUUGUAGGAAUUCAUGUGUAAUGCUGAGAGCCGUAGCUGGUGACAGUUAUGAAAUCAAAAGAAUGGAUUUAUUCAAUAUUGCGAUUUCAAGAUAGAAAAUGUGCAACAAUGAAAGAGGAACUGACAGUCAAAGCCCUGUCUUAUAUAAAAACAGGUGCGAUUGAUUAAAAAAUAAUUUGCAAUUGAUAUCAAUCACAUCUCAUAUCUCGUCAGUACAGAGUUGCAAUUAAUUGCAAAUAUUUUUAUGAGACAGGGCCAAGUAUUCAUUCUCAAAAAUGUUUGUGCUAACGAGAACAGAACAUCCAUACAUGUAUUUCUUGUUUUCAUUCUUCAACCCAUCGUGCAAAUCUGUGCUUUUUGUGACAGAUUAUCAAAAUCAGAGGCCCAUAAACUUAAAGGUACUAUGUCCCAUUUGCAGGCCAAAAAAAUGAAAAAGUUAAAUUCCAACUGCAUUUGAAAGAUAAUACUAAUUUAGAACUUACC